Molecule: messenger RNA, 2700 nt
Organism: Stegodyphus dumicola
Lineage: Eukaryota; Metazoa; Arthropoda; Arachnida; Araneae; Eresidae
Product: PHD finger protein 10-like
Cellular component (GO): npBAF complex
Source: RefSeq, a predicted model, not a curated record
UUCAAACUUGUUAUCAAAUGGCGCCCAGUUAGUUUUUGGUAAUUGCCGGUUCUUCGUGAAUAAAUAUGUCUGAACAGUCGGAGGAAUCGAAGGUACAGAGUACGGAGGAAGCUUCGAACUGGAUUCCUACUUCUUUUUCUGGGACUUCUGAAACAGGUGAAGCAGAUUCUGUAAGUUCCUUUCAGUCAUCGUCAACGCCGGGAUUUACUGCUGUUGAUCAACAAUCUGAUGAUCAAUCAUUUGAUAUCAUAAGUAGGCAGAAAUUAAGUCUAACAAGUAUCGGAGGAAGCAGUAGCCAUGAUAGAACUAGUCCUCGUGUUACUUCUGGUAUUAAUAUGUUUGAAGAGGAUACCAGAAGUUCGUGGAGUGUGGAGCCAAAGCAAACUCAGUUUAAAGAAACUGCCCUGGAUGAAGAUUCUCAGAACAGUGUGAACAGUCAAAAAAGUGCUUUAAAACGGCGAUGUUCCGAUGAUGAAGAUAGUCGCCGUACCUUUCCCCCCGAAAAUUUGUUUGAAUAUAUGUGGCCACAAGAAAAUGGAGAAUUUUUCAUCCUCCAGGAACAAAUAUGUGAUUAUUUGAAUGUGAAAUCAUUCAAAAGAAAAUAUCCAGAUUUAGCAAGGAGGACAGUCGACAUGGACGAAAAACAGUUCCUUAAAGAAAGAGGUGUGGUCACUGAAAUGCAGUGCGAUUUAGGAUUAACUGCUCUACGCUCUGAAGAAGUUUUGGAACUGAUGAGCAAAGAUUACCCAGAUCACUACAAAGAAUAUAUCCGUGUUUUGCGUGAAAAAGAACAACAGACAAUCAGUGAGAAACAUAAGGAAUAUGCUGCCUCAAAUGCUGAUAAGUCAAAAAUGGGUGAUCUUGUAAAGAAAGCAGUCCAGUCUGCAGCAGAGUAUAAUGCCCAUCUGAAUCAAGAGAGACGAGAGGAAAGGCGUUCGUGCAUGGACUUGCAGACCUUUACCAUUCAUUAUCCUGUGAAGACAACCAAAGUAAAAACUUACACAAAGCCUGGCAAGUAUCCUGUGUCACUAUUACCGGGACAAUUCCAAGAUUACUAUAAAGCUUAUUCUUCUGAUGAGUUAAAGUAUCUUCCUGUGAAUACAGUUUUGUAUGGUCCUCUAAAGGAAAUGAGUACCUUGAAAGCACCAUCGGAUGGUAGUCAUUCCGAUUCAGAUGAUAGUACAGCAUCUGAAGGGUCUUGUUGCAGUUCUAGCCAAGGCACUCAUGACGACAGUAGUUCUGGCUCAGAAAAAAAUGAAAAAUCAGAGAAUAGUAGGAAGAGUACUGUUUCAUUAGAAAAGUGCCCCCUAUCAUCAGAUUCUGCAUACCGUCAAAAAGUGAAACCAAAUGCGAUAUGUAAAGUCUGUAAAAUGGGACCUGAAGGUAAAGUCAAAGAUGGUAAACCAGAAGAACUUGUACAUUGUUCUGAUUGUGAAAACAGUGCUCAUCCUUCUUGCAUUGAAUUGACAUCGGAAGUUGUAGAUGUAUUAAAGACAUAUCCUUGGCAAUGUAUGGACUGCAAGGUGUGUUCUCACUGUAGAGACCCAAAUGAUGAAGAUAAAAUGCUUUUCUGUGAUGUUUGUGAUCGUGGAUAUCAUACGUUCUGUGUUGGUUUAAAAAGUUUACCUCAAGGAAAGUGGGUUUGUCGACGGUGUGGCUCAUGUUCAGUUUGUGGGGCAUCCAAGCCAGGACCAGAAACAUCAAAAGCACAAUGGCAGUAUGAUAUUACUAAGGGUUCUGUUGAACUGGAUGUAAAUCGAAGACCAAAAAUAUAUUGUCAGUCCUGUUUUAGGAAAAAGAGAUAAUAUAUUCAAAUAAGGAUGGAUUUAUUGGAUGUACAUUUGUAAAAUUAUCACUUGCAAUGUAAAUUCAUUCAGAAGGGUUUCAUGAGUAGUCAAAAUAAUUAAUUUAAGGAUCUGAAAUGUUUUAUUUGUAAAUUUUUCAUGGCAUUUAUAUUGUUUUACUUUUAUGAUAUUUUUAGUGAAGUUAUGAUAAUUUUUUUUGUAGAUAUGGUGUCAUAAAAUGUGGAUAUUUAAUUUUAUAAAAAUAUAAGUUAUGUAAUAAAAUUAAAUUGGAUGCAAGAUAUUUUUUAAAAAAUAUUUUAAAAAUUAUUAUAAUUAUUUCAGAAUGUGUGGUGCCAAUUUAAAUGUCUGGUAAAUUUUAAAUCUGGGAUUAACUUCUUGGUGACAUUUAUUAAAUAAGAAAUGGUAUACUAUCUUUUAUUGUUAAACUUUGUUCAGGAAUUCUUUUGCAUAUUUAUGACAUUUCAUCAAGGUAAAUUUUUCAUGCAGAAUAUGCUAAUUUAUUUCUUCAGAUGACAAAUCUGUUUAAUUUUUAGUAUCCUUCAUUUUUUUAUUCUUACUGAAGAUGUCCUAAACUUCCCAGUAAAACUAAAACAUUCCCAAUUUUUCAUCCAGUAACCCAAUAAAUCUCUAAAUUUUUUGCUUUUAAUUUUUUUCAAAAUUUAGAUUAUUUCUUUUGAUACCUUUCCGAUAUGCUUGCAGUUUGGCACUCGUUAAAGAGAAGCCAAACACACAUUGAGACUCGAUGAUAGUGCCAUUUGAGCUGUUGUGUAUGUGUGUAUCUAUAAAAUGUUCCUGUAUUGAAAAUUCGGAAGCACUUCCGCAGAGAACCCGGUAAAUGUAAACAUCGCCAACUUUGGCGAUAAUAGUUCAAACCUGGUAACCCAGCGGAUUUAUC